Molecule: messenger RNA, 279 nt
Organism: Pestalotiopsis fici W106-1
Lineage: Eukaryota; Fungi; Ascomycota; Sordariomycetes; Amphisphaeriales; Sporocadaceae
Exons: 1
Coding region: 1-279 (92 amino acids)
Biological process (GO): regulation of DNA-templated transcription
Molecular function (GO): DNA-binding transcription factor activity, RNA polymerase II-specific; zinc ion binding
Source: RefSeq, a predicted model, not a curated record
AUGUUGGCCCUUCGCUGCGGAACCUGUCGAUAUCGUCGCAUCUCCUGCGAUGGCGCUCAACCUGCCUGCUCGCCCUGUCGGGCCGUCGGUUUCAACUGCUCCGGCUACGACUACGCCGCAUCGCCCGGCGCCAACGGAGGAGACAGGCGCGGCGUCUUGACACGACUGCACCCGCAGUCCGUUCCGGACAUGUUGGAAGGCGGAAUUGCGUAUGAUCCAAUGCCGCAGCUCUACAAUGAAGCUCAAAUUAUUUUUGAUGGAGUCCAUUAUUGUGAGUAG